Molecule: messenger RNA, 2180 nt
Organism: Adelges cooleyi (spruce gall adelgid)
Lineage: Eukaryota; Metazoa; Arthropoda; Insecta; Hemiptera; Adelgidae
Gene: path
Product: proton-coupled amino acid transporter-like protein pathetic
Exons: 9
Coding region: 550-2001 (483 amino acids)
Biological process (GO): amino acid transmembrane transport
Cellular component (GO): vacuolar membrane
Molecular function (GO): amino acid transmembrane transporter activity
Source: RefSeq, a predicted model, not a curated record
UUGUAAUAAUCGCGUGUACCGCGCAGUGAGCAGUCUGUUAGACGUUGGUGAUCAUUUCACGUUGGGACGCGUGCCGAUAGAGACUCGAUGCCGGGUUCUUUGCCGCCGCGUUUAAAAAUUAUUGCUCGAUAGUAUUUUUUUUUUUAAUUUAAAAAGAAAAGACACCGAUACCUAGUAAAUAAUACAAAUAUUUUGAUUUCGUUUCGUCCGGGCCGCUAUUUUUAUUUCAGCGAUCCGUUAGUUUGUAUCGACUGGAGCUUUUGAAAAAAAAAAAAUACAUACAUAUGUCAUAUACAUAUUAUAUAUAUAUAUAUAUUUUUUUUUUUUACUCUUGCAAAUAAUUCUAGAAUGGUAUACGGUCGAUAAAGAUCGGAUAAAGAUCCAUUUAGUCGAAUAUCCAUUUUGAUCGCUACAGUGACAUCCGUGCGGACUCAAGCAGGUCUUACACAGGAUAUGUGGAUGUUGUUCAGACGGCAAUAAUCUACAGCUAGUUUCCGCUACAUCAUUUAAAGUAUUCCAAGCUAAACGUAGCACCGAGCGUCAGGCAAAAUGCCCAGCAAAAUGGGUUCCAAGACAGAUCUACCGGAGCUCGAGUCGUUCUUGCUGGACGACAAAAUGAAAGAUUCCGCGUCCAACAAAAGUAAAAACCAAGAGAAAGGCGACAUCAACCGUUUAAAUGAAAUUGAAUAUUUCGAUCCGUUCUUGGAACGAAACCUGGAACAUCCGACCACCGACUGUGAAACUUUAACUCACUUACUUAAGGCGUCCCUGGGCACUGGUAUUUUGGCCAUGCCCCAAGCUUUCCAGAGUACAGGAUUGCUGACCGGCGUGUUUGCCACUAUAUUCGUUUCUGUAGUGUGCACGUUUUGUUCCUACAUACUUGUGAAAUGCGCACACAUAUUGUACAGGCGGACCAAGGUGACGGCCAUGAGCUUCGCCGACGUCGCCGAAGUGGCGUUCGCCAACGGGCCCAGUUGGUCGAGGAAGUUCUCUGGUCUAGCCCGGCAAGCGGUGUUGAUGUUGUUGUUCGUCACUUACUUCGGCACCUGUUGCGUGUACACCGUGAUCAUCGCCACCAACUUCCAGCAGGUGGUCACCCAUUACAGCGGAACGCAGUACGACAUCCGGUAUUACAUUUCCGUGUUGCUGGUGCCGCUGAUACUGCUCAGCUACGUGCCCAACCUCAAGUAUUUGGCGCCCGUCUCCAUGGUGGCGAACCUGUUCAUGGCCUGCGGUCUAGGAAUCACUUUCUAUUAUCUGCUCAUCGAUGUACCCAACGUGUGGGAUCGGCCCCAGGUCGGUUCGCUGGACACUUUUCCGACCUUCUUCAGCAUCACCGUUUUCGCCAUGGAAGCCAUCGGAGUGGUGAUGCCGUUGGAGAACAACAUGAAGACGCCUAAACACUUUUUGGGACUGUUCGGCGUGCUGAACAUUGGUAUGGGUGGCGUGACUGUGAUAUACAUAUUAUUAGGUUUCCUCGGCUACCUCAAAUACGGUGAGAUAACGGAGGCUAGUAUUACUCUCAACUUGCCCACCGGAGACAUAGCCGCCCAAUUGGCCAAGAUAUUCAUCAGCUUGGCCGUGUUCUGCACUUACGGUCUACAGUUCUACGUAGUUUUGGAAAUCGCAUGGAACAGGGUACAGAGCACUUACGAAAAAGCCACCACUUUCCACAAUUACAUUUUGAGGACUGUCCUAGUCGUGUCAUCCGUUGUCAUUGCCGUAGCCGUACCGACCAUUGGACCGUUCAUUGGGCUUAUUGGCGCAUUCUGUUUCUCCCUUCUUGGUAUUAUUGGACCCGUUGUCAUCGAGUUCGCCACUUGUUGGGAAAACGUAACUCUGUGGAUGAAAUUCAGAAACUCUUUGAUGAUCAUAGUCGGUAUCUUGGCUCUGGUGUUCGGCACGUCUAGCAGUAUAUCGGAAAUUGCUGCUAUGUACCUUCCUGGUAACAUAGUAAAAGAUGUUCCGCAUAAUGGAACGUUACCGGUGGCUGCGCUAUGAUAGUAAUAGACAACAAUGUCGUUGUUACUGUUAUGAAGCUAAGCAUUGUGCAAAAGCCAUCAUUCAGAAUUCAGUAUUUAAGAUGUUUCUUUUUAUUUUAUAGUUAUUGUGCCCUUUUUUUUUUAUGAGUAUGCAUAAAACUAAUGUACUAAAAGCAGGUAGGAAAACAAGGGGUAUUC